Molecule: messenger RNA, 3810 nt
Organism: Amoebophrya sp. A120
Lineage: Eukaryota; Dinophyceae; Syndiniales; Amoebophryaceae
Source: the annotation of a GenBank genome assembly
AGGUUCUUCCACCUCCCUGGUAAGGAGUUCCAGGCUCAAACACCUUUCUGCUUGGUAAAAAAAGUGUUGGAACGGCGAGAACUCUCUUUAUCUUUAGCAGUUGUGCUUCCAUAAAGAUAAUCUCAAUUACACCCUGUAUAUUGCCGUAAAAGACGCUGAAUUUUUGUUCCUCGCCUUUCCUGUUUUGCGCAAAAAAAAGCGAUGGUUUCCAUUGUAGGAAACUCUUCGUCUCCUUCCGCAGCUUCCCGUAUCUCGGCUAUGGUAAUGUAUUUGAUUUUUGUGGUGGUGCAAGGGUUUUCCCCUGUCGUUUUGAGCAGGCUUGGAGAUGGGAGCAGGGACCGUGGACCUCGCCAACGCAAAAGAUUGGAACGACAGUAUCUCAAAACAAAAGAUUCGACGCAUCAGCCUUUCGCUUUCCUCGCGAACGCCGCUCGGAAAGCAGGGAAAGUACCUGCCAGAUCGUAUACGGAGAAAUUCGCGACUGACACAGUUCUUAACGCGCGUCCUCGUGCCGAAGCUAAAACGCCGAACAAGAGUCGUGCGACAGAUCAUGGUCAUCAACGGGUUCCGCCAAAGCUGUCAGCAGCGCGAGAAGUAGUUAUCAAGGAAAAGAACGAAUUUUUGAAUUUUCAUCUGGAAAGGUCGGAAUCCUCACGACGCAGUUUUAUUGAACAAAAAGGACGAGCAGGCCGAGCAUAUGACCUUGACCGGGCGAAAAAUUUUAAUCGUUACUCCGCAGACAGCACGAAUUUCCUACAGAAAAGCCACCACACUAUUGGUGAAAACGAAAACCUGGAGGAGAAGUUAACUCGUCGCGCUGCCUCCACCAACGGGCUACCAAGUCCCGAAAAUCCCGCAGAACUUCCGCCGGUGCCCGCAGCUUAUCGAAACUACAGCCCCCCAAAAGCAAAGCCCUGGCUGCGUCACGACGACGCGCUUUUCCACGGCGUUCCCCGUGACUCCGACCUGCGCUGGAUGCCCACGUUCGACCUGCCCGACCCCUGCAAGUACGGGGCGGACAAAUUUCGGUACUUCAGCAACAACGGAGAACCCCGGUUGGAGGCCGGUGUGAUCAUCCAUGGGGAGUCGGAGAAAACGAACGAGGACAAAAGGCCCGACUGGUACUACGACAUCAACCCGGAGCGGGACCCCUACCUCUACGGCUUCAAGACCAAGAAGCGAAUCCCCGAAGAUUUCAUCGACGCCUACUCCGCGCCGGUUUGCUUUGGCGGCUACGGCCCGCCGUACGAAACCGUGACCGGGAAGUUCACGAUUCCCGAGUCGCUCGGCGACGUGUCGCAAAUCACGCUACGCUACCGCAGCGGGGGGUUCGAGUUCAUCUGCCGCAAAAACGAGGAGAUGCAGGACGAGGACGACGACUACUACCACUGCGACACGCCAGACAUGUGGGCGGGCGGAUCAGCCAUCACUACUUCUAGUAGUAACGAGUUCGCCAACAUUAAAAACAGCACCACCAUCCCGUCUGGUGUUUUCCUGCUGGACGAAGACGACAACGCUGUCGCGCCUUUCGCCGCCUCGAAACAAGCAAUGCAGGACUACAGUGUUCGACACGCGGGAACUACUGCAACGGCGGAUACGGACCCUACAAAAUACCGCGCGGCCAGCCAACUCGCGACCGUGCCCGGGGAAGCGACGGAAUUCGGCCACGCGAUGGCGGCGGUGGAGCAGAAUGAACUCCAGCGUGUGCGUUCCAUGAUCAUGGUACCAGACGAGGGGGACGAGGACCACUCUCACGACUCCGAGGACGAGGGUCCCUUCGGGUCGGACUUGCACUUUAUUCGAGAAAGGAAUUUCUCCCCCGAAAAUGCGACCGUGUUCCAGAAGGGUAAAACGUACCGGAUCAUGACCGGCCACCACUGGCUUGGCCGGCACGGCGAGAAGAACUGGAGGAACGUCGGGCUGACGUGCGUGUCCGUGAUUGCGUGCAGGAAGCUCGAUGUACACCAGGUGUUCAGCCCCACCACCACCACCACCACGACCACGCGGACCUUCGGCUGCGACGACUUCGCGGACUGCGUGGCGAAGCGGGACCGGCUAGAAAGGUACGCGAGUGCCAUUUGCCGCAUCGUCGAAACCUCCAGCGGCCAAACCGUGCACACUUCCAAUCCGUGCGACCACAUGAAGGACCCGAAGAACGGCCGUGCGUUUUACUUUCCCGACGAGUGCUGGGACGAUUUUUUUCCCGCAGACGGCCGCAUUUGCGACGGCACCUGCCACGUGCGGUGGAGCAAUGUGACAGAGGUGUUUGCUUCGGCCGAGCUUGCACCUGGGGAGGAGGACAUCUCGUUGUUGCGCUAUGUCAAGGAGCCGAAGAUUGAUGAGCUGCUGAAUUCGCUCGAGGACCUCUGUUUCAGGCACGGGAGCAAAUUGUUGGGAGGUAUGUCGUCCUUCUGGCGUAAUUUCUACAUGAAGUAUAUGGGCGGGUCGUCAAAUUGGUCGGAGGAACAGGUCAACGCUAUCACAGUGUGAACAAGAAGUACCCUGAAGUUGUCCCCAGAAUUUAGAAGAUGCGCUUGUUUCUGUGUAUUAUGAGUAUGUAUGUAGUGGCCGUCCUAAAAAUGCAGAUUUGCAUUUCUUUGCACUGGCGCUUUCUUUUCGUUUUCAUUUAGCUUUAUGAAGGAGAAACGACCGGUUUUACUCAUGCGGCGCAGUGCAGACUUCGACUUGUUGAGCGCGACCGCGAGCGCGCAUCAUCCCCAUCUUCUUACUUUCUAGGGUUCUUCCUUCGGGUCUACUACUUUCAAGGCUUGAUAAUCGCCGUGGAACACGCCUGCAGGGACAGUAACCUGGUUCCGGGAAUGAAUUUUGAGGACGAGGCAUCACCGGCUCCCCCGGUCGCAACGACGACAACUACCACGACGUCCAAGGCCUCGAUCACCUGCGCCCCGGGCUCCCGUCCGGAGGGGGGUGUGUGUCAGGAAAACACGUGCGUUUGCGAGCACGGUCAGGAGAAACGUGGCCUCGGGUGCGCGCCGACCGACGACACGGUCGGGUGUGUGGCGGGGGCCUGCAAAGACGGCUUUUCGAACGCGCCGGACUGGACCGAAAACUGCGUGCCCAAGGUCUGCGGCUGUGCGCACGGGUCUGGUGCGCGGGAACAGGACUGCCCGGAGAGCUAUGUGAUGAAGUGCGUGGCACCGUGCAACAACGGCUACCACUUGGACGAGAACGACAUGUGUGCGCUCAACCUCUGCAGGUGCGACAACGGAACGCCGACGGGAGGCAUUGGAUGCGCCGCAGACGGAUCCACGGUCGGAUGCAAGGUCGCUAGCUGCAGGUCGGGGUAUCACAACACGGACGCCGACGGGCGGGAGUGUACCGCCAACACGUGCAAGUGCGACUUCGGCGAGCCCUUGACGGACCCUUCGAAGUGCGAGAGCCACGAAAUCACACCGGGGUGCGCCGCGGGGAUGUGCGACCCGGGAUACCACACCGAGUCGGACGAUCGGUGCAUAGAAAACAAGUGUACCUGUGUGAAUGGCGAUGGGGCGACCGGCAUUGAUUGUCUCGUCCACGAAACGCAGAAAUGCGCAUCAUGCGCAGCCGGCGAUGGUUAUUACCUCAAUAGUGACGCAGGCGCAGCAACCUGUGACAUCAAAGUAUGCACCUGCUCGAACGGAGAGGGAGCGACUGGAAUUGAGUGCCCCGAGCACAACGCGCCGAAGUGUGUAGCCUGUGAGCCUGAUGCGGGGUACUACCUGAAUGCAAUAACAGGAACGUGUGAAACUAAGGUGUGCACCUGUGCAAAUGGUGCCGCCGCGACCGGUGCUGGCUGCCUGAUUCAUGGUC